Molecule: messenger RNA, 1398 nt
Organism: Cryptomeria japonica (Japanese cedar)
Lineage: Eukaryota; Viridiplantae; Streptophyta; Pinopsida; Cupressales; Cupressaceae
Product: hydroxycinnamoyltransferase-like
Exons: 2
Coding region: 1-1398 (465 amino acids)
Source: RefSeq, a predicted model, not a curated record
AUGGCAGAAAGAGAAGCAGAAGUCGUUGUUAAAGUGAGGGGAACAUCUGUGAUAAUAAGACCGGCCAUAAGAACCCCUGCGCAGACCAUGUUCCUGUCCAAUCUUGAUCUUUGUUGGUUACCCAUCAAUAACGUUCAACGCCUUUUCUUCUACACACACCCUCCUUUGAAUGAAUACUCCUCACUAAUACAGGGCAUGAAGAAAAGCCUCUCCUCAGUUUUAGUACACUUUUAUCCUCUGGCUGGUCGGUUGAAGAAAGGAGAAUCUGGCAGAACGGAGAUUGACUGUAACGACGAAGGUGUGGAAUUUAGAGAGGCGUCAAUUAAUAUACCUUUCAAAGAUUUGGAGAAAGAUGGAUUUAAGCGUAAGCCCUUCUUCCCAGAGCUUGUCCACGAGAUCAAUCUCUUUGCAGAAGAAAACCACAGUAGAUCACUUCUGUCAAUACAGGUUACAACAUUUGAAGGAGGUGGUUUGUGCAUUGGAACGACCUUUCAUCACGUUAUAGCAGAUGGAAAUUCGUUUUGGCAUUUCAUGACAUCGUGGGCAGAGUGUAGCAGAGGAAUACCCAUUUCAAAACCUCCUCAGCACGCCAGAACAGUUUUCAAACCAGAUAACCAGAGUCCUUCCGUUUAUUACAAAGCCCACGAGGUAAUAAGCAAUGGAAUUUCAGGGGCCAAGGUUUUUAAGUUUGUGUCAGAAAAUACUGGUGGCGGCAACGUGGAAAAGCCCGCCGAGGCUCUCCAGAAAUGGAUGGAGCCCAAAAGGAAAACGGAAGUCAUAUACUCAACGUUUUUCUUUACAGAAGACACAAUACAAGACUUGAAACAGCGAAGUGGGGCUUCGACUUCUUUUGUUGCUGUGGCAGCACAAUUUUGGAGAUGUGUGAUGAGAGCUCGAGAGGUGCCACAGGAAGAAGCGGUUUAUUUCGGAGUGCUGUGUGAUUGCAGGGGUCGUGUUAAGCCGCCACUGCCUCCAACUUAUUUUGGAAAUUGCUUAUCUCCUGGUUUGGCACAGACAACGGCCAAAAAACUGAUCAAUUCCGACAUCUCCUUUGCUGCGGGUGUUAUCCAGCAAGUCAUCGAUUCCUGCACUUCUGAAGAGCAGAUUAAUUAUCUGAUCGAUUGGAUAGAAUCUCCUGACAGAGAUAUUGUAAAUUUACUUACAGAAGCCGGGUGGGUAUAUGGAGCUAACGCUGUAAGUUCUCCAAGAUUUCCGUUGUACGAGAUCGACUAUGGAUGGGGGAAACCUUCGGAUGUGCAGAUUGCAACAAUGAACGAAAUUGGAAUCAUGUUUUUGUCAUGCGCAAAGGAUGGGGGGAAAAGCAUUCUUGUGUCCACUUGCCUUCCUCAACACCAGAUGGAAGUCUUGCAUCAUCUUCUCUCCGUUUCUGUAGAGUGA